CAGACAAAACGCAACAAAACUGGGACUGUUUUCGUGAACAGCGACAAGUCCUGUCCCCUGGCGGAAGAGUCUCUGAGGUUUGUCCGUGUUUUUGUCGACAGAGUUCGCUCUAUGGGUAAACACGACGCCAACUGCGACAGCCAUGUGGAUAUUUUGUGUAAUGUAUUCCUUUCGUGCAUUAAUCUAUUGAAGCGUUGGUUAUUUAGUUUUACUCAGAUUAUCCUGUAGAUGUCACAAAUGACGGUUAUUGUUUGUCUUUGUUGAAUUAAGGCAGUAGACUGAAAAAUGAGUGGUAGAAAGUGUAAUAAAAACUUUCAUGAACUGAAGUUCGAUCUAGUAAAAGUAAAUGACAAGCACGCUGCAAAAUGUACGUUAUGUGGAUAUAUUCUAAAAAAUACCGGUGCCGGAAGACUGCAAGGCCACAGAAAUAUUUGCAAUCAAAGUUCUAAUGAAAAGAUCAACGCUAAUAACCAAGAUGAAAUUAAAACAGAAGAACAAUCGAAUCCAUAUGACUGUGGCGCUACUGGCAGUGGUGUAAACAUGAGUGUUAAAAAAGGAAAGAAACAAUGGACGGUGGAAGAAUGCAGCAAUUUAAUAGAAGCCUAUCGACAGCACCCAAAUUUAUGGAACACCUCUCAUGUAAACUACAAAAACCGACUGAAGAAGUAUUGUUCUCUUAAGGAAAUAGCCGAAUUAUUUGGGACAAACUAUGAAGAAAUUGAAAGGAAAUUAAAAAACAUCAUUAGCCAGUAUCAACGAGAAAGAAGAACUUAUAAAAAACUAAAAAAAUCUGGAUUUGGGCACGUUUUCAAACCUAAAUGGUUUGGUUACGCGUCCAUGUGUUUUUUACAACAGAAAAACAAACCUAUUAAUGACAGUCAAAUUGGACUGGAUUUUGAGGGUAGCAGUUCAUCAAGUAGUGAAGACAGUGAUGCCAAUGAGGGUGAAACGUGUGAAUUAGAUCGGAAUAUUUUGGACGUUCAACUCAAGGUUGAACCUUUGGAACAGUACACAGAAGAAGAGUCUGAGUCACAAAAAACUGAAGAAAUAUCACAAAUAGAUACAAAGGAACGAAGAACAAGUAGUCAACCUUUAUAUUCUGCACCGAACAUUGUUAAGAAACCUUCAAAACUCGCAGAUUCUAGUAAUAUGAGCAGUAUUUCUGAGGAUACAUUCAAUAUGAUUAAAUCGGUAUAUCAGGAAGCACAGAGAGCAGAACUACGUGAUAAAUACACAAUAUUUGGUGAACUAGUAAGCCAUACGAUACGAAAUUUAAAAACCAAUUUUUCAAAAGCUACUGUGGAACAUCUAAUAAGCAAUAUUUUAUAUCAGGCCCAAAUUGGAGCAUAUGAUUAUCCACAACAUUCGUCUGUACCUUGUUCGUAUACUACUCCAUCUUCCAGCCAUAGAGUUCCAUCACCUCAUUAUACUGCAGAAACUCAUACUGAUAAUCCAACAACAGUAACUAGUGAUAUAUAGGGCUGGGCAUUUAAAACACAUUUAGUAUAGAUACAUGACAUAAUCGAAUGAAUUUGCGUUAAUUUUUACCUGUUUCAUAUAGAAAUAAAUGUUUGUUUUUUUUUUA
Sitophilus oryzae (rice weevil) is the source of this 1585-nucleotide messenger RNA. RefSeq lists its product as uncharacterized. The record is from RefSeq and is a predicted model, not a curated record. The coding region runs from base 286 to 1479 and encodes 397 amino acids. Lineage: Eukaryota; Metazoa; Arthropoda; Insecta; Coleoptera; Curculionidae. The transcript has 5 exons.